AUGAAAGCACCUGUUUUUCCUGUUUUUAGUCUCAAAACUUACUACAAUUAUGUGAUAGCAGCUGGCGGCGGUGGAAGUAAAGAUUUUGGUAAAAAAAAUGGAAUACUAAUUCUUGACGAGACAACUUACAAAGACAUAGCAUUUUAUGAAACUGAAGAUAUAAUUGUUGGACUCAGUAUAUCUAGGGGAGAAAUGUGCCUAGAAAUAGAUGAUCUAAGAAGGGAUGAAGAAGAUAGUAGCAUCAGUACCUCUACAAAAAGUUUAAGUGGCGUACUAAACGAUUUUCCGCUAUUUUUUGCAGGCAGGGGUACAAACUUUAUUUAUGUAUGCAAAUUUGAUGGAACAAGUUUAACUCCAAUCAACAAAAUAGAGAAAUCUGCCAAUGUAUUGUUAUUUAAAAGACAUCUUCUAUUUAUUUCAAAUAAAAAACUUUUUGCAAUUUAUGAUGCAAUACACAAAAUAAGAGAAGUUAAAAAGACAAAAAAGUACAACAAACAGAGUUCAACUAAUACUUUAGUAGAAGACGAAAUACAGGAAGAAUAUAUUUAUGCACUAAAAAAAGUAGGAAAUAAAAUAUUGGUAGAAAGGGAAGAAGGAAAAACUGACAUACCAAAUACAUGGGACGAUUUUUUUAUAGUAGGAAAUCGCAUACACAAGGUGGCCAUUGAAAAUCAAGAAUAUUCUUUUGUAUUUAAUGGCAAAAAAUAUUCUUAUCAACAAGAAAUUGGAGAUAUUGCUUGUUUAGGAGAUGAAACCUUAGUAUUUUAUUUAAAGGGGGUUGAUUCACAGUUAAUAUUUUUAGGGAAAACUCAAGCUUUUUUUAAAAUACCGAAAAUUACAUGUAUGACAAUUGACAGUGACGAGUUUGUCUCUAUAGGAACUGCAGACGGUAAGGGAUAUUUAUUUAAAAAUUUUAAGCUGUUUUGUGAAAAAAAGCUAUGUGAUUUAUCGAUAACUGGAAUUUCAUAUGAAAAGGGAUAUUUUUACUACAGUUCAUUUAAUGGAUUAGUGAAUCGUAAAAAAGUUUUCAGUCUUUUGAAAAUGUUAUUGAUAAUAUUCUUUAUAUUAAUGAUGUUUAUAGCAAUUGUAAUUCAAAUGUUUAGGAAAAAAAAUGAAUUGGUCGAAAAUUAA
This is a messenger RNA of Vairimorpha ceranae, 1131 nucleotides long. RefSeq lists its product as hypothetical. NCBI's taxonomy places the organism in Eukaryota, Fungi, Microsporidia, Nosematidae. The transcript has a single exon. The record is from RefSeq and is a predicted model, not a curated record. The coding region runs from base 1 to 1131 and encodes 376 amino acids.